UAUUAAUUAAAUUAAUUAAAUAUAGAGAAUCAAGAAGUUCUAUAUAUGAAGAUUUGAGUAGUGCUUAUAAGCAAUAUAGGCUAAAUUUCAGUCAACUGUGUUGUUUUUUGAAAAUCAAAAUCAUGUCUGAAAUUGUUAAACAAAGUUGGAAAAAAUAUCUUAUUGCACUACAACUCCAUCCUCUAAGAACCAAGGCAAUUACUGCUGGAGUUUUAGUUGGGUGCAGUGAUGUAAUUGCCCAGAAGAUUUCUGGGAUCAAAAGGCUUCAAUUCAGAAGAUUACUUCUUCUAAUGCUGUAUGGAUUUGCAUAUUCAGGACCUUUUGGCCAUUUUCUUCAUAAAUUGAUGGAUGUGAUAUUUCAAGGAAAAAAGGGUAAUAAAACUGUUGCACAAAAGGUUUUGUUGGAACAGUUAACAACAUCUCCUUGGAACAACUUCUUUUUUAUGAUGUACUAUGGCUUGGUUGUUGAAGGAAGGCCAUGGGGUCUUGUCAAAAACAAGGUUCGAAAGGACUAUCCCUCUAUUCAACUCACUGCAUGGAAGUUUUGGCCAAUUGUUGGCUGGAUCAACUACCAGUACAUGCCCCUGCAGUUCCGCGUUCUAUUCCACAGUUUUGUUGCUUCAUGCUGGGCAAUUUUUCUGAACUUGAAGGCAAGAUCCAUAACAAAUAAGAAGGCUUAGAAUCUGAUGGAGGGUUCAUAUGCAUUUUCUCUCCUUUGUCUGUGGUAAAUGAUUAUGUUUCUUGUGGAAGUUGUUUGCUUGGUAUAAUAUGUAUUGCAGCAUGAGUUCGGUAUGAAUUAAUUCGAGCUUUGAGUAUGAAAAUUAAAGAAUACAAGUUCUAUCAAUAUGGGUGUUGUUUUUGCAUGACUAACAAUCUUUCCUCUCGAACUAAGUUCCACGUGGUACAUUACCAUGAUCCAUAGAUCAAUUUUUUGAGAUACAGUAAAAUUACUCGUAUGAACGAA
This is a messenger RNA of Solanum pennellii, 964 nucleotides long. RefSeq names its product peroxisomal membrane protein PMP22. The record is from RefSeq and is a predicted model, not a curated record. Bases 123 to 680 code for a protein of 185 amino acids. Gene Ontology annotation, cellular component: membrane; cytoplasm. NCBI's taxonomy places the organism in Eukaryota, Viridiplantae, Streptophyta, Magnoliopsida, Solanales, Solanaceae. The transcript has 7 exons.